Molecule: messenger RNA, 3431 nt
Organism: Sander lucioperca (pikeperch)
Lineage: Eukaryota; Metazoa; Chordata; Actinopteri; Perciformes; Percidae
Gene: klf5b
Product: Kruppel-like factor 5b
Exons: 4
Coding region: 415-1866 (483 amino acids)
Biological process (GO): regulation of transcription by RNA polymerase II
Molecular function (GO): DNA-binding transcription factor activity, RNA polymerase II-specific; RNA polymerase II cis-regulatory region sequence-specific DNA binding
Source: RefSeq, a predicted model, not a curated record
CCUGAGGAACACUGCUGCUCUGAUUAAACCAAUUAUCACUUUAUUCUGAAGUCUGCGAAUACGCUACUCCUUUAUGGAUACAAACACUUGACACUUCCUCAAUUGCCUCUUUACCCCUAAGUGUUUAGUGUUAUUUCUACCUUCAGUCAUUUCAGCUCAUCACACAACCACAACAUUCAUUACACAUUACGUGUUUCUCGAUCGCCUCGUUGUCCUGUUUAUUUUCUACAUGUUCCGCCCCGCCCUGCAGACGCGCUAUCACGCAGUUGCGUAAUUUGACAAGCAAAAAAAUAGGGAGAAUGAACGUUUGACAGCUGGCUCUCUUGCUCGUACAGAUUGUUUCGAAACAAAACAAUACCUAUGCUUAAUUUAUUUGUGAACGAUUUCGGAUAGUUAGACUGUACCUCUGCUUUUAUGGCCGCUGCCCUGAGGAAUAAUGUUUGGGUUGCUCCGGGGCAGGACGCGCAGUUUCUUCAUACAACCACCGCGCCACUGACAGCCGACGGUCUGAGAGGUGAAGAUCAUGGACAAGUGCUCUGUAACACGAGGGAUGCCAUCCCGGGAACUUUCUCUUUUCAUGAUUAUAAUUUGGUAGGGAAUUGCAUUUUUUUUUUUUCUUCUUGCAUCUGCCUUAGAGCGUCACAAUGGUUACUGAUGCCUGCUGGAUUUCACGUAAAAAGACAAAUUUCACGUAAAGAUGGUAAAUCUGACAUGGACUACCUGUCUCCGCAACAGGAAAUAGUGAAUUCCAAAAUGUUGUGCAGGGACAGCACUCUGAUGCCAGAGCCGCCUUUCAGUGAGGACUUUGCCUCCCCGUACAGCGCCAACAUGAGCCUGCUCCUUCCUGACGUCCCAUACCUGCACCCUGGUCUGUGCAGGACUAUGAGACCGAUCAAAACAGAGCCGUCACACUCUCUGAUGCACCCCAGCUGUCAGGGCAACAACGGAGGGCCACUAACACUCCCAGAAUACACAGGUGUUUUUAGUGCAGCCGACACAGCUAGUGGUACAUUUUUCAUCAAACAGGAAGUGCCAGAUUUCCAGGAUGUCCCCCUGUUUCAACUUUUGAACUCUGAUUUGGAGCAGCUCGUUCAUGGGUCACAGCUGAACUCCAUCCCCAUGGCCCCAUUAAGUCUUCCUAUUGGGAACGUCCAUGUAGGCCCAGUGCAGAAUUCUGCUAAACCCACAAGCAGUCGUCAGAAUGAAUGUUUUCCAUUUAAUCGACACUUAGGCCAUCAGCAGAGACCAACCUAUUUGCCGCCCUCUCCGCCAAACUCUGAUCCCCCGAGUCCAGACAGGGGGAAGGAGCUUCUUCACAAUCUGUCCCCACCUCCCUCCUACGAAGCCAGCAUCGCCUCCAAGUUAACUUUUCAGACCCAUAAUCCCAUUGAUCCAGGACAGACUUCUAGUGUAGCUCCAAUCCAGUGCCAAGACCAGAAUUCCAAUCGUGGAUUAGUCCAAAGUCCAGGUCCUGCGCCAGUCCAGCGUUCAAGCCUAACACCAGGUCAGAUGACGCCAGGUGUUGGCCCACUGUCCCCAGUGUUGGCCCAGUCGGCUUCAGUUAGGUACAACAGAAGGAAUAAUCCUGAUCUGGAGAGACGGCGGAUUCACCACUGUGAUGUUCCAGGGUGCAGGAAAGUAUACACCAAGUCUUCUCAUUUAAAAGCCCAUCUACGGACCCACACAGGAGAGAAGCCGUACCAGUGCUCCUGGGAGGGAUGUGAGUGGCGCUUCGCCCGUUCUGAUGAGCUGACUCGCCAUUUCAGGAAACACACCGGGGUGAAGCCUUUCCAGUGCGGCGUGUGUAACCGCUGUUUCUCCCGCUCUGAUCACCUGGCCCUGCACAUGAAGAGACACCAGAGCUAGAAAACGCUCUCAUGCAAAUCAAGCCAACAUUUUUUUAUUUUUCAGUAAACAUGGACAAAGAACCAGCACUUACAUAUCAGCAAACAAACAAAUUAAAAACUGUGGAUUAUUUCACUCUCUCCCCAGUGGAGACAUUCUUAGCAGUGCUAGCCCACAAAUAAUUCUUUCUUUUAUUGUAAAAAGAUUAAAUAUUACUAUUGCCUUACUUUAUUUCCACACAUAUGCCCCAAUAUUGGGGGACAUUUGCAAAGAUGUCAGUCAAAAAUAAUUUACCAAAUGUGAUAAUGAAAUAAUAUUCAGCCUUUAUUUUCAUUAGAUUAUGUUGCACUGCAAAGUACAUGAACUACUUCAAGUAUCAAUAUUUUAUUUUCAAGUUUUUCAUUGUACAGAUCAUAUCAACUUGGUAUCGUGUCAUUUAUUUAAUUAACGUUAAUAGCAAACGGCCAUACUAAGUGCAGAUAUAGUACUGCUCUUAACUGGAAGGUCAAAGAAUAUGUUGUUUUAGUCAGCCGGUCAAAGGAUUGAUAGUGUGUGUUUAAUAUAGAAAGUAACAGCAGUUAGUUAAAGUUGUACGUAAAUAAGUUGGGGAUUUACUAAAAGACACAGUAGGAGGAAUAAAUAUUGGGAUGAGCGCUGUUUGCAAGCCGUGUGGUGAGUGCAGCGCUUACAGCAUAACUUUAACACUGCCAGAUUUAUGGGUCACUCUGCCACUGAGGAUAACUCCAAACAAAAUCUAUAUUUACACACUGAAAUGAAAGGACGAUAAUGGGUUUGAGAUAUUAAUCAUAUUCAUUUGGACAGCAUUAGGAAUGUUCUAUAUCUAUGCCCCCUAUACUGUAUGGUAACAUAUCGUCAUUACAGAAAGUGUUAAAUGUCUUUCAGGCAGUUGCAGAGAUAAAUCCAAAUGGUGCAUUGUUUGUUUUCUAUGGACUCUGCAUGAUUUUAUGUAAUUAUUGAAAAGGUCCAACGUAUUAUGUUCGGACUUGUUAUGUCCCGUGUUAAUUUCAGCCACGCAGAAAUGGUGGUAAAAGAUUUGUGAUCAAACAAAAUGAACAACUUUUGAGUACAAUAUGACAUUUCAGCAGCAAAUUUAGACUCGUUCAUCUUUUGACUUUGUUUAGGUUGCAAAUUAUCUGAAGGAUUACCAUAUUACUGAUGGUUUGUCUUCAUAAGUGGUUACAAAGUGAGCCUGAGAUUUCUUUCAGACUUCGGCUGGGCCCCUGCCAGUCUGAACAUCGGUGUAAGCUUUUGGUUUCUUUGACUACUAUCCGUGUAUUCCAAUACCUUUUUGAAAGUGCCUUUAACUGCUUUUUUUGGACGAAUGAAAAACGAAGCUGCCCCGUUGGGACAAUGUUCUUUUAUCAGGUACUCUAUACUGCUUAAAUGAUUCUGUAUGUUGGCUGCCCCUCCAUAUUUCCACUCUAUAGCAAUCUCUAUUUAUGACCAAGUUUCUUUAUAAUUAGAGUCGGGUUGAACAAAUAAUUUGUUAAGAUGUUUAUAUUUUUUAUCUGGUGUUUAAGGAUACAAUCUGGUGAUUGUUGUGUGUAUAAAGAUUUUAAACUUUU